UGUGCUCAUAUUUUCUUUCUCUUUUGCAGGCUGAUCUUUGGCACUCUUUAUCCUGCCUAUUAUUCCUACAAGGCUGUAAAGUCCAAAGACAUAAAGGAAUAUGUAAAGUGGAUGAUGUACUGGAUCAUAUUUGCACUUUUCAUGACAGUAGAAACAUUUACUGAUAUAUUUCUGUGUUGGUUCCCAUUUUACUAUGAGCUGAAAAUAGCAUUUGUGGCCUGGCUCCUCUCUCCUUACACAAAAGGUUCCAGCUUACUUUAUCGGAAAUUUGUCCACCCCACCCUGUCAUCAAAAGAAAAGGAAAUUGACGAAUGUCUCGUUCAAGCAAAAGAUCGCAGUUAUGAUGCACUGGUUCACUUCGGCAAAAGAGGCCUCAAUGUGGCUGCAUCAGCGGCAGUCACAGCUGCAGCAAAGGUAACACAGACUUGCAUUUUCAACAUAUUGGGGAUUAUUUACUAA
Messenger RNA from Staurois parvus, 459 nucleotides. Lineage: Eukaryota; Metazoa; Chordata; Amphibia; Anura; Ranidae. The record is from the annotation of a GenBank genome assembly.